Molecule: messenger RNA, 3027 nt
Organism: [Candida] anglica
Lineage: Eukaryota; Fungi; Ascomycota; Pichiomycetes; Serinales; Debaryomycetaceae
Source: the annotation of a GenBank genome assembly
AUGGAAGAAAAUUCCCCUGACCUGCUACCGCAACGACACCUGCUAUCAGAAGAAGAUAGCAAUAACCCGGUAAUCGAAAUAGAAGAACAUACUUCCAGAGAAGAAGUUACCUUGAGUGCUGAUCAAAGUGACUCAGGGCUGCUUCUUACCACUGACCAAACUUAUAGUUCCCUGUCAGAAGAAGAUGAGACUUCAGAAGAUGAUGAAGAUGAUGAAGAAGAAGGUGAGGAGUCGCUAGCUAAUAGCAUCAUGCAAGACAUCCAAGCAGGUACCUACACCUGUUUGGUGUGUACAUCUGAGAUUGAUGCUUUUUCAAAGAUUUGGUCUUGUGAUGGAUGUUACAGAGUGUAUGAUUUGGAUUGUAUUCGUGAUUGGGCUACAAGAGGUUCUUCCACCGAUAAAAGCAAGAAAAACUGGCGUUGUCCCGCUUGUAACAUUGAAACAAAUUCUGUUCCAAAAAAAUUUACUUGUUGGUGUGGAAAGGUUACAAACCCUAAUCCUAACCAACUUAUGCCCUUUAGUUGUGGGAACCCUUGUAAUGAACCAUACAAGGAAUGUAUCCAUCUGUGUGGGUCCCAGUGCCAUCCUGCCAUGCAUCCGGUUUGUGGUGCCAUGGGCCCAAUGAUGAAGUGUGCGUGUGGGAAGUCUGAACGUCAACUCCCUUGUUUGAUCACACCAUAUAAGGAUGGAUGGCAAUGUAAUAGUCCAUGUGAUACCGUCUUGUGUACUUCUGGCCAUAAAUGUAAAGGUGCAUGUCAUCUGGGAUUCUGUGGACCUUGUGAUGAAUCUGUUCCUUCCAAGUGUUAUUGUGGGAAAAGUACAGUAGAUGUUCUCUGUUCUGAUAGACUUCCAAAGAAAUGUCAUGAUCAAUCUGGUGAAAAUUGGAUUGGAUAUACUGAAUGUAAAGAAAUCACUACCAUUUUCCAUGAUUGUGGAGUACAUCUGGAAGAAUUUUCAUGUCAACCAUUACCAGAACAAACCCCAAUUUGUAAAUUUUCACCAACUGAAAUUAAAACUUGUCAUUGUGGAAAGACAAAGGUUGAUCCUUUAAAACGUACAAAAUGUACUGAUGAAAUCCCCGAGUGUGAAAAUGUAUGUGGGAAAGUCCUUCCUUGUGGUUGCCAGUGUAAAAUGAAAUGUCAUAGUGGAGAAUGUGUUUGCUUUAAUGUUUUAGAAAAAUCAUGUUCUUGUGGGAACCAAGAUUUCUUGGUUCGUUGUCUGUUCUUACAAGCUGGAUACACUCCAAAAUGUAAGCAUAAAUGUUCAGUAUUAUUGAAUUGUCGUAAACAUUACCACAAGGAAAUCUGUUGUUCAUACGAACAAGUUGGAUUGAAACGUGAGAGAGAAAAGAAAAAGGCGGUUAGAAAUGGUAUUAGAUCAAGUUUGGCAGAUGAUAAUGAAAUCAUGACGAUUGAACCUGCUCAUAUUUGUACCAGAACGUGUAAUAGAUUGAAGCUGUGUGGACUCCAUCAAUGCGAAGGUUUAUGUCAUAAUGGGCCAUGUGGAGUUUGUCUUGAAUCUUCAAGUGAAGAUUUAGUAUGUCAUUGCGGAAAGACUGUAAUUCCUGCACCAGUCAGAUGUGGUACUAAAAUUGAAUGUCAUGAGCAAUGUAGAAGACCAAAGGAUUGUGGACAUCGCUUAGAACCACAUAAAUGUCAUGAAAAUGAUAUUGAAUGUCCAAAAUGUACCAAAUUGGUAACUAAGGAAUGUAAUUGUGGAUCUAGAAAGGAAAUGCCAAAUGUUUUGUGCUCACAAACAAAUGUAUCAUGCGGAAGAAUUUGUCAAGUGCCAAAGAAUUGUGGACAUGCAUGUUUGAAAGUUUGUUCUGAAAAAUGUACAAAGGAUAAUGUUCAUUCUAGUUCAACCCUUUGUCAAAGUAUGUGUAAUCUGGUUAGAAUUAAUUGUCCACAUUUAUGUAAACAAAAAUGUCAUUUCAAUAAGGUUGGGAAAUCUAAGAAAUGUGAUGCUACAAUUUGUUCUGAACCAAUUCUUCUCAAGUGUUCUUGUGGUAGAAAAUCCAAGAGUGUCAAGUGUGGAAGUUCAUUAAAUGACACAUCUCGAAUUGGAGACGUACUUGAAUGUGAUGAAGAAUGUUUAAGUGCCAUUCGUGAUGCUGAAUUGAAAAAGGCUUUCAACCUUACCAAUGAACAAUUGUCACUUGAAGAAGAAAUCUUAUACCCAGAUUCUGUCUUGACAGUUUUCGAAAAGCAAAGAAAUUGGUGUAGUAGAGUUGAAACUAAAUUAAGAGAAUUUGUUCAACAAUAUACUUCAUCAGUUGAUGAAGAAUCCGAUGAUUCAUUACCAAAGGUUAGAAAAUCUUAUCAUUUCCCUCCAGGAUCAAGCCCACAACGUAAAUUCAUCCAUGAACUUGCAGAUUCAUAUAAACUUUAUUCUGAAUCUCAAGAUAAAGAACCACAGAGGUCUGUUUUCAUUGUGAUUACUCCAUAUACCACCAUUCCUGUUCUUUCUAUCAGUUCAGCAAUUCAACGCAAACGUGAGAUUAUUGCAGAAAAUACCAAGGCAGAGGAAUUGAAACAAAAUGUCAUUCAAGAAUCAAAAUGUAAUGCCAUUUUAAUACAAGAUGCAUUUUUCGGAAUUACAAAAGAUGAGUUGGAUAAAGAACUUAAAAAAGUUCUUGAAACAACUAAACUUGAAGGUAUUGAGAUCCAAUGGCUUAAGGGCUCUUCAUAUGUUGCUACGUCCCCUCAAAUACUUGAAAAUGUUGAUGAAAUCAUUGAAAAUGAUCUUUAUUUGUUAAUGAAAUCAUUUAAACUGAUUAUCCGGGAUAAAUCUUUGGCAUUUGAUUGUAAACUUUGCUUGGUGGAUAAGAAUGUUGAAUACAUCUUAAAGACAGAUGAAAAGCUUAGAGUUAAGGAAAAGCCAGUUGAAGUGACAGUCGAUGGCUUUAAUACAGAGUCAGACACUACAUCUAUCGAGACUCCUUCUCCUGAAUCUGUGUCUGUUAAUGAAGAAGAGGCUGCGAAUUUGAAUGAUACAACUCUUGAGGUUGAAACGUCAUUAGAUUAG